Messenger RNA from Aethina tumida (small hive beetle), 3723 nucleotides. It is a transcript of the gene Klp31E, whose product is annotated as kinesin-like protein KIF21B. The transcript has 10 exons. Gene Ontology annotation, biological process: mitotic spindle organization; microtubule-based movement. Gene Ontology annotation, molecular function: ATP binding; microtubule binding; microtubule motor activity. The coding region runs from base 368 to 3691 and encodes 1107 amino acids. The record is from RefSeq and is a predicted model, not a curated record. Lineage: Eukaryota; Metazoa; Arthropoda; Insecta; Coleoptera; Nitidulidae.
UUAGGUUCUGAGCGUGGUGUGUACAGCCGGUCCCAACUCAGCUACAUGGUAUACAGUCAGUUACGGUUGAUCCUUCACGGACGGCAACAGUGGUUUGCGUAAAGUCCAUGCGCAUUCGUUUAAUGUUUUAAGUGGGCUUCAGUUAGGUUAGUUAGAGUUUACUUUCACUUGUAUUGUAUCAUACAAGUGUAUUUCAAAAACACAGUGUGCAUUCGAUAGACCAUUUAUCGAACAUGUUAGAUGACAUGGGUUCGAUAAAUUACUUUGCUCGGUACUAUUUUGUUUGAUGAAGUUGUAUUUUUGUAUGCGGCAACUCCAUAUGAUCGAUGUCAUGUAAAGUAAUUGUUUGAAUAGAAAAUACAACAAAAUGGAUGAAGACGAUAGUUCCGUACGCGUCGCUGUCAGGAUCCGGCCACAAACACCGCGCGAGAUCAUUGACAUGUGUCACAUAUGCACCACUGUCACACCCGGAGAGCCACAAGUGACCUUAGGAAAUGACAAAUCCUUCACUUAUAACUAUGUCUUCGACACUGAAGUUGUUCAACAAGCUGUAUACGAAACAUGUGUCGCACCUCUAGUCGAAUCUUCCCUAGAAGGGUACAACGCUACAGUAUUAGCCUAUGGGCAAACCGGUUCAGGAAAAACGUAUACAAUGGGAUCAGGUUUCGAUGUGGACUUACAGAUGGAACAACUGGGAAUAAUACCCAGGGCGAUACAUCACUUAUUUGACGGGAUGCACAACAAAAUUCAAAAUGCCCAAGAAAGCGGAAAUUUGCCACCGGAAUUUAAAGUCACGGCUCAGUUCAUGGAACUGUACAACGAAGAAAUUAUUGACCUUUUCAAUCCCACGUAUAAUAAAGACAAGGUUUACAAAAUCCACGAAGAUCCACAAGGAGGCAUCCAAGUAAAAGGAGUCACGUCCAAGACAAUAAUAUCAGCUGAAGAUGCCUUACAAUGCCUGAAAAUUGGUGCUCUAUCGCGAACGACUGCCAGUACACAGAUGAACACCCAGUCUUCUAGAUCCCAUGCAAUUUUCACACUACACAUUAAGCAACACCGCCUAGUGCCCGCCGACGACACCAACGAAUUCGAAACGUUGUCGGCCAAGUUCCAUUUUGUCGAUUUGGCUGGCUCGGAACGUCUCAAGAGGACAGGAGCCACCGGAGAAAGACAAAAGGAAGGAAUUUCCAUAAACUGCGGAUUAUUGGCGUUGGGAAAUGUGAUAUCCGCCUUAGGUGAUAAAAGUAAAAAGGCACUGCAUAUACCCUACAGGGAUUCGAAAUUGACCAGACUAUUACAAGAUAGUCUUGGUGGCAAUAGUCAGACUGUGAUGAUAGCUUGUGUAAGUCCAAGUGAUAGAGACUUUAUGGAGACUUUAAACACCUUAAAAUACGCCAAUAGGGCUCGAAACAUUAAGAAUAAAGUAUUCAUUAAUCAAGAUAAGAGUUCGAAAACUAUAUCACAACUUAAGCAACAGAUUGCACAACUUCAAUUAGAAUUAGUAGAGUACAAACAAGGCAAGCGAAUAAUAAACCAAGAUGGCACCGAAGUGGUCAACGACAUGUUUUAUGAAAAUAAUAUGUUACAAGGGGAAGUUAACAACUUAAGGACGAGAGUAAAAGCAAUGCAAGAUACUAUAGAUGCACUGACACUUAAAAAUACUAACUUACUAGCAGAAAAAGCGAUGGGCUCUUGGAUUGGUGGUGGAAACGAUAACGAUGUAGCAUGCAUGGUGCAAGCGUACUUAAAAGAAAUAGAGGAACUAGGCGCCAAACUAAUGGAAUCUAACAAAACUUGCGAACAACUACGAAAACAAUUAAACAGAUCGCAAGUAAUAAUCAACCAUAAUUUCGAUUUGGACUCAUCAAUAGAUAACAACUCAAUAAUCAUAGAAGAAGCUAAAAAGAAACUACAGGAAGAAAAGGCGGCUCUUAACAGGAGAUCGAUUGAAAUUGAAAGUGACCAAGAGAGUGAUAACGAUUCGGAAAGUGAUAGCGAAGACAAAGAUAUUGAUACAUCAUUAAAACACGAGCUAAUCUCACUGACCAAUGACAUAGAUAUGAAACAGAAGCUUAUUGAUGAGCUGGAACUGUCACAAAGAAGAAUGCAGACCAUGAGGCAGCAUUAUGAAGAAAAGUUGAUGCAACUGCAGCAAAGAAUAAAGAACACCCAGGAUGAACGUGACAGAAUCCUGCAUUCUUACAGCGCAAGCCCAGAACCUACUGACAAAGUAAAGAAAGUAAAGGAUGAAUAUACUAAAAAAUUGAAUGACAUGCAAAAAGAACUUAAGAGACUUCAGGCAGCUCAAAAAGAACAUGCUAGGCUAGUCAAGAAUCACAACCAACACGAAAAUCAAUUAAAAUCGUACAAGAACGAACUGUUGGAGAUGAAGAGGGCAAAGGUUAGGUUGAUCAAUAAAAUGAAGGAAGAGUCACAAAAACACAAGGAAGCUGAAUUGAGACGAUUGCGGGAAAUUGCACAACUUAAAAAAGAAUCGAGAAAGAAUGCAAACACCAUUAAAAAUAUGGAAAACGAAAGGAGAAUUAAAGAUCAAGUGCUAAAGAGAAAGCAGGAGGAAGUGAGCGUACUCAGAAAGAGUCAAAGGAAUAAACUUAGCCUUAAGGCAGCUGGUAGGGUCCCAAAAAAGAGUUUCUCGGAGAGAUCUGCUAAACAGAAAUGGCACACAGUAGAGAAGUCCAUUAAUAAUAUUGCGAUGAGCAGGAAAGGUCUUGUCGAACAGGAAGUCAGAAUGGAGCACUUCUUAGAAAAACGGGAAGCUCUAGGUAAGGAAUUGGAUGCGUUGGAAGAACGUCGUAAACAGGCUGUUUUAAAGAAUCAGGAUACACAACAACUUGAUAGUUACAUUGAAGAUCUGAAAGAAAACAUCAAUUAUGUCCAAGAGACUAUUGCCGAAACUCAACAUAAUGUGAUGCAAAUAGAAGAAGCGCAAGAUAUAAAUGAGCACACUGAUAUCAACAACUUAGUGGACAAUAUUUAUAAUAUUGAAGAAGCCAAAUAUAUCAUAGAAAAGUUGUGCAAUAUGACACUUAGCCAAAGUCAUGCGGUUGCGCAGAGAGAUGCUAAAUUAAAGGAGAAUGAAGCUACGUUAGCAGAGUUACAACAAGAAACAAACGUUAAAGGGCAGCUACUGGACCACGUCCUGCAGAACGAGAUCCCAAUUUUCUCAAAAGAACUGAUCACAAGCGUGUCCAGCAACGCCAACGACACUAGUUCCAACAAUUCAUCACGUUCAAACUCAUCACUAGAUAUACAUUUUAGGACAAUUGAAUCUCAAGCAAACAAGUCGAAAAUAAGGAGACGCACUGUACAACCAGCCGAGUUACUUUUUGGUCUACAAACCCAACCAAAAAUGACCCAAUCACAUGAUCCAAACAUGAUCAGACCUGAUUAUCCUAUCCAAAGGGUUCCUAGUGUCCCCGGAAGUUUAAAAUAUACUUUGCAUGAUGAUAAUCAAAAUAGAACAGAGGCAACUAGUCAGGAUAGAAAGGUUGAAUUCGUAAUCGUUCAGAAAAUGAAAUUUUCUACAACUGAUGGAAGUGUUGAUUCCACAAGUGCCUGCAGUUUAAAGUAUAAAUUGUAUACUGAAACAAAUUUUUCGUGUCCAAAUUAUCUAAUGUCUAUAGUAUUUUUAAUAUUAAUUUUAACUUUAUUAAUGUUGUUAAUUAUAUAAUUUAUUUAUUAAUAAAAACAUAAUAUUUUGAA